ACAUCCAACUAGAAAUUAUCCUAACAGAUAAUUCAGGAUAAGUAUUUGUGUGGCAUAUUCUUUGUAUUGUUUGAAAGGAAAUUAUUGUAUUUUUUGUGGUAUUUUUGCCUUAGGACAAUGGUUUUCUGGCUCCUUGAAGGAAUUACAGCUGUCCUUCUGUCGGUCGGUCUGUCUGUGAAUGGGUGGUUGGCCAGUUUUGGAGUACAGUAUUAAUAUGGGAUCAGCAAGCCACGUGACUCGGCAAAAGUUUUGCAAUUGGCUUCGAUUUCUUGCGUCUUGUGAUGGUGCUUUGUGUUAGGCCAUCGCCCCUGCUUUUAUAGAGCCGGCAGGGCUACUUUGGCAUUUCUUGUCAGCCUGUGUCCGACGAGUCCAGCUUGAUGUUCCUGUCUAGCCUCAGGAUGGUGAUCUUUGGCCCCGGUGCUGCUUACGCCGCUUGCACAGCCGGAUGAGCCUGACCUGGAGUCGAAGAUGAACUGGGGAACCUUUUAUGCCGUGAUCAGCGGUGUAAACAGGCAUUCCACCGGCAUCGGACGCAUUUGGCUCUCCGUCAUCUUCAUCUUCCGCAUCCUGGUGCUGGUGGUUGCCGCCGAGAGCGUUUGGGGCGAUGAAAAGUCCGGCUUCACCUGCAACACCCAGCAGCCCGGCUGCAACAGCGUCUGCUACGACCAGUUCUUCCCAAUCUCGCACAUCCGGCUGUGGGCUCUCCAGCUCAUCCUGGUGUCCACCCCGGCGCUGCUGGUGGCCAUGCAUGUGGCCCACAGGCGACAUGUCAACAAGAAGGCCCUGAAAAGGUCGGGCCGCGGCAGCCCCAAGGAGCUGGAGCACAUCAAGAACCAGAAGUUUGAGAUCACAGGAGCUCUUUGGUGGACAUACAUGAUCAGCAUCGUCUUCAGACUCAUCUUUGAGGUGGCGUUCCUCUACGUCUUCUACUUGAUCUAUCCUGACUUUAAAAUGGUGCGUCUGGUGAAAUGUGACUCGUACCCUUGCCCCAACACGGUGGACUGCUUCGUCUCCAGACCAACAGAAAAGACGAUAUUCACAGUGUUCAUGCUGACCGUGUCCGGGGUGUGCGUGCUGCUCAACCUGGCCGAGGUGGUUUACCUCAUCGCGAGGGCCUGCAAACGGUGCAUGAAUUGCCCCGAGGACGAGGCCAAAGCAGCUUGGAUAACUCAAAGGUUGUCUUCAUACAGACAAAAUGAAAUCAAUCAGCUGAUAGCAGAUCAUUCGCUCAAGUCGAAGCUAACUGUGACCAAAAAGAGCCCGACCGAAAAGGGCGAGAGGUGUUCUGCCUUCUGAAGCUUCGUUAAACUAAUAAAUCAUGCCUGUGAUAUGGUAUUCUCUGCAUUAACGACACCUUAACUGUAUAUUUGUUUAUUUUACUGUUUAUUUAUAUAAAUGCAUAAUAAAAUCAUUUACUUGUUUUCUUUUUAUAUUCACUUAAUUGUGAUGUUUUUUCUUGCCUAAAUCAUCGGCAGCAUAUGAAGACGUAGUAAUGAUUUCUUACAAAUCUGACAUAACAAUGCAUUAGGUUGUGGCGCUCGGCGUCUCGCACUCGUUCCCACACGAGUCGACACUGUGGGAAACCUGGCUGAUUUAAGAAAACCAUAAGAAUUUGUUUCGUUCACGGCUGCAUAUUUGUUGCAUGACGGAGCACUACAAGCAGGAUGCAUUUGAUGGGCUCUUGCAGGUGCAGUUGGUCCAGGCUCUCAAAGCUUCCAGUUUACUGCCAGCAUAGUCGUAUAUAUGAGCUGUGAAAUAGAGGGACUUCUUCCAGAACACAAAAAUAUGAUAAAAAAGUAGGUGCUGUGGAACAUUUACAUUGUAAAUGUAUCACUUUGGAAGCCAGUCCUCGAUCAGUUUGCACACAAGGGUAUGGUACAGCAGCUUCUGUGAUAUUUUACAAUUUUUUGUUGUUGACACUUUUAAGGUUACAAAACUACAACCAAAUAGUCCUAAAUAAGGAUGAACAUCACUAGAGCAAUCAUAAGCCAGAUGAGGAAAUAUGCUUUUAUAUGUAAUAUUUAUUGGUGCCUUUCUCUAAUCUGGUGCAAGUGUUCGGAGACAAGGCUGUUUACUCUCAAUGAAAAUGUCUAACUUUGUGUAGAAGCGGCUGCAUACCUUAGAUUGUGUUAAAAUAAAAACAAAUUAUUGCUAUAAAUUCAGGUGGGGUGUAGACUCGGUCAGACUCAUGUAACAAAAAAACUAUUAUAUAAAAAGCUAGAAAAUGGCCUGUAAAAUUAACAUGUCAUAAAUAAACCAUAUUUUGACCAAAUGCUUUUAAACACAGGAUUUAUUCAAAAGAAAAAUUAGAACAUUACUUUUAAUCUUUUGGGGGUCCCCCCGCCCCCCGCCGGGUCACCCUUAGUUGUUAUGCUGCUGUACUGUAAAUAUUCAUCUAAGAAAACUCCUUAUUUGCAGCCGGCUUAGUGUGUUGGUAUUAAUUAUUUAUGAGGUAAAAUAAACAAUCUGUGAUAUAGGGUUAAUAAAUACAAUAGUAAUGAUUUUUUUGCUUAAUCACAAACCUCUUGAAACCUUGCAGGUCAUAAACUAAUGGGAUCUGCUCAAUAAAGUGCAGCAACCAGGCUAACUGCUGUUAGCAAUAGGAGCUAACAGUCUUUCUGCAUUUUGUGUUUUGAAACAUCCUCAGGAAAGGUUGUCCAAUACUUUGUAUGAAACAUUCAAUGAGAAACAAUCUGCCAGAAAGGCAGUUAAGCAGUUUUUAUUUUUCCUGUUAGGAUUUAUAAGAAAUCAGACACUUUGAAUUUUGAGUUGGUGUGCAAACAUCAUCUAACUUCAACUAGUAGGUUAAGUUGAAGAAGUUCUGCUCUGUUAAAUAUUCAACAUUUGAACUGGAAAUUUUGACUUCUGAGUAAAAAUUACAAUUUCUUUUAUUUUCUCUUAUGACCAAACAAACUGAAAACGUCAAAGUUUAGUUAUACUAAUGGUAUAAAAUACUUGGAAAUAAAAUGAAAAUCAAAUUUUGCAUUUACUGAGGUGGGUGUUGCUUUCUUCUUGACUCUAAUAAAUGUUUGACGUUGACCAGCUUUUCAACUGAUCCUGUUUAGAACGUGCAUCUGUAUAUUGCUUACUUUGCAUCAGUCGAGGUCUGAAAAUUUCAUGUCAAAAGACACCAUCAUUGUUUUCACGUUGUUGUUGUUGACUCAACACAUUUUUAUGCUCUCGAAUGCAUAAAUGCACCGGUUCACACCCAGGCAAAAACCCUACAUGCAGUAUGUUGGGUUAUUACGCACUGUGUAAUAAAGAAACAAACUACCUGAUCAA
This is a messenger RNA of Poecilia reticulata (guppy), 3282 nucleotides long. Lineage: Eukaryota; Metazoa; Chordata; Actinopteri; Cyprinodontiformes; Poeciliidae. The record is from RefSeq and is a predicted model, not a curated record.